Etheostoma spectabile (orangethroat darter) is the source of this 4399-nucleotide messenger RNA. RefSeq names its product taxilin gamma (gene txlng). The coding region runs from base 200 to 1666 and encodes 488 amino acids. The record is from RefSeq and is a predicted model, not a curated record. Lineage: Eukaryota; Metazoa; Chordata; Actinopteri; Perciformes; Percidae. Gene Ontology annotation, biological process: regulation of cell cycle. The transcript is spliced from 11 exons. Gene Ontology annotation, molecular function: syntaxin binding.
AUUAAAUAUAUUUUAUGAAUUACGUUAUAAAAUAGUUUUACUGGUAGAAUCCAGCUAGCUAACUCUUGGAGACGCUCGAUACUAUUUUGAAAAGCUAUAACCGGACGUUCAAGCUACUUGUUAUUGGACAGUCCCAGCUAGCUUGACAACCGUGUCCCGCUUCCAUCCAGUGUAAAAACACAGCUUGUGAUCAGGACUAAUGGAGACAACAGGAGUUUGUGAGAUCGAUGUGGCGACCAGAAGAAUAGUGGGAGGCAGUGACUCCCCCCCCGACCUGGACAGCCCCUGCCAGGAGGAGGUUGCAGAGUUUGGUUUGGGGCUGUGCUGUGCUGAGGAGGAGAGGGGGGAGACUCCAGGCCGAGAAGACAGUCCCAGCGACCUUGGGGAGGCAGAGCUGGACCCCGGAGGAGACCUCCAGGCUGGAGAGGACAAGUCUUUUGGCAAGGAGGUUGUUCUUUUGAUGCAGGCACUCAACUCCCUAGCCACUCCUGAGGAGAAACUAGCCGCUUUGUGCAAGAAAUAUGCAGACCUGUUGGAGGAGAGCCGCUGCAUGCAGAAGCGUCUGAAAGCCCUGCAGAAGAAACAGUCUCAGAUAGUGAAAGAGAAGAUCCACCUGCAGGGGGAGCACAGCAAGGCCAUCCUGGCCCGCAGCAAGCUGGAGAGCCUCUGCAGGGAGCUGCAGAGACACAACAAGACACUGAAGGAGGAGAACUCCCAGCGGUCCCGGGAGUACGAGGAGCAGCGGAAGGAGGCCAUGCUGCACUUCCAGAUGACCCUGAGCGACAUCGAGGUGCAGAUGGAGCAGCACAGCUCCCACAACACCAAGCUGAGGCAGGAGAACAUGGACCUGGCCGAGAAGCUUAAAAAGCUCAUCGAGCAGUACGAGCUCCGAGAGGAGCACAUAGACAAGGUGUUCAAGCACAAGGAGCUGCAGCAGCAGCUGAUGGACGCCAAGCUGCAGAGAAUCACAGAGAUGAUGAAAGAAGUCGAGGACAAGCAGCAGAGGGAGAGAGACUUUCUGUUGAAGGACGCCACGGAGUCCAGACGCAAGUGUGAGCUGAUGAAGGAGCAAGAAACGCAGCUCAAACAACAGCUCUCCCUGUACAUGGACAAGUUUGAGGAGUUUCAGAGCACGCUGGCCAAAAGCAACGAAGUCUUCACCACGUUCAGACAGGAGAUGGAGAAGAUGACCAAGAAGAUCAAGAAGCUGGAGAAGGAGACGACCCAGUGGAGGACCAAAUGGGAGAGCAACAACCAGGCGCUGCUGCAGAUGGCCGAGGAGAAAACUCUGCGUGACGGCCACUUUAAGGCCCUGCAGGGGAAGCUGGAGCUGCUGGAGAGGCUGUGCCGCGCCCUGCAGAAGGAGAGGAACGACCUCAACAACCAGCUCAGCAUCCUGCAGGAGCCGGGAGACAAAGGCAGCGUGGUGCUUCCCGAAGCCCCGCCGUCGGAGCCCUCUGCUGGGGGGGAGGGAGAAGAAGAGCAGGAGGAGGAGGAGGAGGAGGAGGGCCAGGCACAGGCUGGCGAGCUGGAGGCGGAUGGCAUCCACCGAGCUCCCCGACCCCCCGAACUGGAGCCCGCGGCGGCUGCUACUGACACAACCAUUACUGUUGCUAUGGCGAUGAGCAGCCAUCCCGCAGAAUCGGCAGUCUCACAGCAGGACUGAAGGAGCCCACACGGUGAGACGGCUGUGAUGGACGGCUCCACACUCCUCCAGCCCAGUUCCAUUUCUAGCCAGAAAUAACGCAUCUUCAACGGGGAUACAUUUUUCUUAACUACAGACUUGCCUCUCCGGGUUUCUACACGGAAACUCAACCCAUACCUUCUCUUCUUUCUUUUUGUUCUGUGCCAUUAGUGAAAGAGGAAUAACAUGAUUGUAUCAAGGAUUCUAUUCUAAAAUGUUGCCCGUGGUUACACUGGUUGUGAGAAUUGGCUUUGUGGCAAGCACUUGGUCCUCCCUGUUUUCUACCAUAACUGUAUUUUCAUAAGCAAUUUCCAUGCAGUCACAUUGUUCAAAGUCAAUUUGGCCAUGGUUGCAACUAGCGACGAUUUCCAUCAUCGAUUAAUCAGUCGAUCGGAUUCUGGAUGACUGGAUUAGCAGUUGGUAGGCGGAAAACGUGACUCAGCGUUUCUCAAAAGUCCACGAUGACGUCUUCAAGUGUCACGUUUUGUUCACAACUGAAAGAUAUUCAGUUUUCUGUCACAGAGGAGAGAAGCAACUAGAAAAUAUUAACAUUUAACAGUCUGCAAUCAGAAUUCCCCCGUUUUUUUUCUGACUGAUUAAUCGAUUAUCAAAAUACCUGCCGAUUGAGUGAGUAGUUGACACCUAAUUAAUUCAGCUUUGCCGUUUUUCUGAAAUUGGCCUUCCAUUUCUCUCUUCACAUGGCCUCACCCUGUAGUGUCACGUCUCGUUGGAAAUUUGAUUUGGGUGUAUUACAUGCAUAAUAUGUUGGUCGCUUUUUAUUAACGUAGCCUUAAUGUCCCCAUAUGAUCUGAAAAGCUGGAAGAGCAAACGGAACAUAGUGUAGAACAAGUUCAAAGUCUGUCUUGGCCACAGGGUAUUAAACAGGAUUUUUUUCUGAUCAUGUCAUAUCAGGUUUUUAAAUUUUCUUUUCAUGGAUCAGACCAAGAAGGGUCAGCAAAAUGAAUGUGCACACGGCCAUGUAACAAGCGGUGGUUUGAAGCUCGGAGACUACAGAUGGUGAGCUACUGUAGCUGUCGAGUUUAACAAACCAACUUUCUGGCAAAAUAGAGAAAACCAGCAGGCGCUGCUGAAAGGAUAGCCAUGACACUAGACCAUCUGGGAAGGAAAGUGUGGAGGCAUUUUAGAUUGAGGAAAAAAAAAAAAGUAAACUUGUAAAAUGCAUCAUAGCUCGUCGCUCAAGCGAUGUAGUGGACGCACCGCUGAUCAAAAACAUUCACUUCAAAUUGGCUUUUGGAAAUAGUGGCAGUGCUGAAGGUCAUAACAAUGGUUGUAUUUCCAGAAUGAAGCCCCCAGUGGUCAAUCCAUGUCAUCUUGAACUGAACUCUGGGAUAUGUAUUAUUAAAGCUCACUUCGGUUACCACAGGUGUCACCAAAAAAGGAUUAGAACUUAAACCGUUUGAUCUUCUGUUAGCUGUUUUCUGUCCCUACUUAGAAAUGUAAUAAGGGAAAAAAAUAUGGGAACUUGAACGAUACAGGUCCAGAACAGUUGUUGCUGGCUUGUUGCCCACUUGGGAGAACUUAAAUGAUCCAGGGAUAAACGCUCAGCAAAUGUCCAUGUGCAAAAUGGGUUGCGUGAUUUUGAUCUGCAUCUCAGCACUUUUUUUUUUUUUUUUAAAUGAACCAAGUCAUUUGAUUUUCAUUCAGCUCAACAGAAAAGAUCUAAGUCAGGAAUUCUGAAACCACUUUAUACUGGAAGAAGAUGGUUUUCUUUUCUGAUGUGAAUAAAACGAUUGAUUUCUAGCAGUGAUGCAUAUCAAUAGGAGGCAUUACAGGAGCUAGUUAUUUAAGGAAACCUCUUGUUAAACAUUGUGGGAUUGUUAGAUCCCACAAGAUUGAUAGAACCCUCUUAAAUCAAAGUCAAUUCACAAACUCCUAUCCUCUGCAGGUUAUUCUAAGUCACUAGUUUUCUUUUAGAGCACCGUUAAAUCUUGAUCACUGCUGACUAACUAGGCAAUGUCUGCUAAUGCAGAGACUCUAAUAACAGAUCUAGUAGCCUUCUUAAUUCUCGAUGCAGAGUGCUCUGCAUCCUUAUUCUUAUUUCUGGGUAUAAUUACAAGACUGAUCCAAGAUCAGCACCUUUGGGCAAUUUUUCCCCCUCUGCAGCACAAACAGAAUUGCUUGUUAACUCAUCAAAAUGUUUGAAGGACAUGAUUCCCACAGCACUUAACUGUUUGUCCGGCCAUCAGUUCUUCACGUGGCUGUCCCUUUUCAACGCUGUAUUUUUAAGUCAGUGAGUGGGCGUGGCCGACAGAUGUUAUUGGGGAAAUAUGUACACAGAGCGACUGUUCGAUAAUUUAGUGUAACCAAGCGUCAUGUCCUUAAAGAUGUUGCCUUGCAGUCCCAGUGUUUUCUACAAUACUACUCAUGCUUUUUAUCUUCACAUUGGGUGGAUUUCAAAACAAAAUUGAUGUGAUGAGGUCAGGUGGCGUGCGUAUUUCUCUUUCGGGUAGAGGACGGGUCUAGUUGGAGGGAAGACGGCAUCCAUAUUCUCUUUCUUUGGCGUUGCCCCAGAUUGACUCUCAGGUAAUGUCAGAAUCUACCUCUGUAGGUGAGACUAACUGUGAAAGAAGAGGCAUGAGUCACCAUAGCUUUGGAGAGCUCUAUUUUUACUAUAAAUGAGCCCACACCCCCUUUGAUUGUACAAUGUUCUUAUAGUCCUGUCUUGCUUUUCAAUAAACAUUUUUGUAGAAUUUG